Molecule: messenger RNA, 1378 nt
Organism: Lagenorhynchus albirostris (white-beaked dolphin)
Lineage: Eukaryota; Metazoa; Chordata; Mammalia; Artiodactyla; Delphinidae
Gene: SLC7A4
Product: solute carrier family 7 member 4
Exons: 2
Coding region: 84-1070 (328 amino acids)
Biological process (GO): transmembrane transport; amino acid transport
Cellular component (GO): plasma membrane
Molecular function (GO): amino acid transmembrane transporter activity
Source: RefSeq, a predicted model, not a curated record
AGGCACUCAGGCUCACUCUGAGAACCCAGACAGACUCGUGCGCAUGCUCCCGAGGUGCCCCAGCCGUGGCCCGUGGGGUGUCUAUGUGCCAUGCUGACCAGCCCCCGCCCUCUGCUGCAGCCAUGACCACUGUCCUGCUCAACGGUCUCUUCUGCCUUCCCCGCAUCAUCUACGCCAUGGCCGUCGACGGGCUAUUCUUCCAGGCAUUUGCCUACGUGCACCCCCGGACACAGGUGCCUCUGGUAGGCAUCCUGGUGUUCGGGGUUCUCACGGUUUUGGUGGCGCUGCUGCUGGACCUCGAGGCAUUGGUCCAGUUCCUGUCCAUUGGCACACUGCUGGCCUACACCUUCGUGGCCAUCAGCAUUAUCGUGCUGCGAUUCCAGAAGGCCCCUCUGUCCAGUUCCCCAAGCCCAGCCAGCCCCCGCCCUGCGGCCAAGGAGUACAAUUCCUUCUCAGACCACAUAGAGCUGGUGGGCACCGAGCAGGUCCCAGCCCCCGAGCCUGGGCAGCUGCGGCCAGCCCUGAGGCCCUACUUGGGCUUCCUGGAUAGGUGCAGCCCUGGAGUGGCCGUGGCUUCAGCGAUCUGCAUCCUGGUGGCCUCAGCCAUCACCCUGGGCUGUGUGCUGAUCUUCGGGGACUCAGCCCUGCACCUCCCUCGCUGGGGCUACAUCCUGCUGCUUCUGCUCUGCAGCAUCAUGUUUCUGCUCAGUCUCCUCGUCCUGGGGGCCCACCAGCAGCAACGCCAGCAGGACACCUUCCAGAUCCCCAUGGUGCCCCUGAUUCCAGCCUUGAGCAUUCUCCUCAACAUCUGCCUCAUGCUGAAGCUGAGCUACCUGACCUGGGUGCGCUUCUCCAUCUGGCUGCUGAUUGGUGAGUGGGGGGCCAGGCUGGUGUCCUGGGCCGGCUGCAGGAGGAGGGUGAGGAGGGCGAGCAGGGCUGAGACCUGCCAUUCAUGCUCGCGCCACCCCUGCAGGACUCUUGGUAUAUUUCGGCUAUGGCAUCUGGCACAGCAAGGAGAACCAGCGGGAGCUGCCGGUGCUGACCAUCACACGCUAUGUGGUUUUCUCUAGCGGCAGCCUGGAGGAGACAGUGCAGGUUGUGCAGCCCCCCAGCCAGGUGCCAGCCCAGGAGCCCAGCAGUCCAUGAGAGCUACCUGCCCUCCAUCCAAGGCAGCUCCGGUUUGCGGGCCUGCCCACGCUAGGGGGGUCCUUCGGACUGUAGUUCAGGGGCUGAGCUUUGAGUCUUUGGAGCCGGUGUGGCCAGCGCUGGUGUGGUGGACUCUUUGUGCAGUGCCUUCCAGUUUAUGUCCAACUCCAGCAACCUGGGCAGGUGGGGUAGGGCGGGUCGGGAAGAAGCCCCAGCCUCAGGAAUCCAUGAU